Racocetra fulgida is the source of this 173-nucleotide messenger RNA. The record is from the annotation of a GenBank genome assembly. Lineage: Eukaryota; Fungi; Glomeromycota; Glomeromycetes; Diversisporales; Gigasporaceae.
CUGACAAGUUCCUUGAAAAUAGAAAGACAAUACCUCAAAAUAAUAGUAGUAGGAACCAUCUAACUGAAAUAAUUGAAAUAUCAAGUGAUGAAGACCCUGAAAUAAUUGAAAUAUCAAGUGAUGAAGCACCUGAAAUAACAAGCAACGAAAAACUGAUAUUUGAAAAAAAUUAA